UGACUGUUUGUUGAAAUAGUGCGAUUCAUUGUUUUUAAUUUUAAUUUGCAUGUCAAUGAGAUUGUUUCGGUGCACGAAUAUACGAUAUGUUGAUAUUUCUUAUCACUUCGCUGUAUUGUUUCAUUAAUUGUUGCUUGAUCGAGUGCGUUAUUUUGUUGAUAUUUUAGUGUAAAAAAACACUUCGCGGUUAUGGUAUUGAAUUUAGCAGUGAUGUUCGCCACGCAUAUAAUCGCGUCAUGAUUAAUGAACAUUGAAUUGAAGAUAGACAGACCCCAUGUGUGCAUGACACAACAAAUAACAAUAAUAUAUAAAAAUAAAAAUGCUAAACAGUGACCCGAUGAUACUCCAAUUUGAAAUGUCCUUCAUUACUUCCGUAUUUAUUCGCUCAUGAUCAAUAGGUACAUUGUAUCUCGUUUCACUUCAAUGCACUCUCUCUUUCGCAGUAGCUAAUCGUCUCAUACUACCUCUUCCUAUUUCGGUGAUUACGAUAUAUUAUCGCAUAUUUUAUUUUAUUUUUUCUCUCUCUCUGCACGUUGGAAUCCAAUUUGAUAGUGUUUAUCAAAUGUGUUGAAAGUUCGCGCGAACCUGUUUUCGCCUUUCGAUUGCGCCUUUUUUAUGUAAUGGGGCCUGCAAUGCGCUAUUAUUCAAUUCCAAAUCAUUUUCGUUUCGUGACGGUUGAGAAAUCUUAAGUUGUGGAGUUGGAUUUCAUGCAACUAUAUAUUUUUUUUUGUACAGUAAAAAAUGUGAAAAGCAUUCAAACAGAGCUAGCUCACUUAAGAUCGUUUGCGCCAAUCACCAUAUAAUUUUCUCUAUGUGAUUCAACGCGUAUCGCUUACCAGUCGCGCGUACUGCCUAUAUAGAAAAGUAUCGUUUUUUUUUUUUGAUACGAUUAUAACAUAUUCGAGUGCUUGAAAACAGAGAGGAACAAAACCUGCUUCUAAAUUGGUGGUGAAACCAGCGAAACGAAACUUCUUUCGAUACAUGUUGUGCUAGUCAGAAUUAAGUCGUCGGUAUAAGCAGCGUGUUGUGGCGUGUUUAUUUCAAUUUUUUUUUUGUUUCCAACAAUUUGUUGAUUUGUUUGUUGUUUUUACUUUAAAUGUUGUUGUUUUUUUGUUAUGGAUCUAUAAGUUAAAAGUCCAAAAUGAGCGAAAAAAGUCAUAAGCAGUAUAUAGCGUCAUUGGAUAUUGGUACAACAAGUAUUAGAUGUUUUAUUUACGAUAUCAACGUGCAUAUUAUUGGAAGAGCAUGUGCAAAUAUUGAACUAUUGUAUCCACAACCUGGUUAUGUUGAAAUUAAUCCGGACGAUUUGUGGCAAUCGAUUUUGAAAACAAUUCAAAAUGCAAUCAACGAUGCCAAAUUGAGUGCAAGCGACAUAUCAUGUCUCGGAAUAUCCACACAACGAAGCACAUUCAUUACAUGGGAUCGUACAACAGGCGAAACAUUCCACAAUUUUAUUACGUGGAAAGAUUUGCGAGCCGAUUCAAUGGUUCGAAAAUGGAAUGACAGUGUAACGCUUAAGCUAAUGCAUGGUGUAUCACAUUGCCUUUAUAUGUUUACAAGGAACAAACGCUUUUUAGCGGGAAGCGUAUUAAAACUUAUGAAUGCUCAGACCACACUACGUUUGUCGUGGAUGAUUCAGAACAAUAAAAAACUACAAACGGCUAUUGAACAGAAAAAUGCAUUAUUCGGUACGCUUGACUCAUGGUUACUGUAUCGUUUACGACAAGGCACCGAUCUAGAUUAUAAACCAGAACAUAUCAGUGAUGUGACGAGUUGCUCAGCCACCGGAUUCUAUGAUCCAUUUACAUUACAAUGGGCGAAAUGGGCAUUAAAUUUAUUUUCGAUUAAGGCAAAUAUGCUGCCAACUGUUGUAGAUAAUUCGUAUAAUUUCGGUCAUAUACACAAAAGUUUAUUUGGACACGAUAUUCCAAUCGGUUCAUCGCUUGGCGAUCAAUCAGCUUCGAUGUGGGGAUCAUGUUGUUUCAAUACGGGCGAUAUAAAAAUAACAUUAGGCACUGGUUCAUUCUUGAACCUUAACACUGGAUCACAAUGUCCGGCCUCUAUUUACGGCUUAUAUCCAUUGGUUGCAUGGCGAUACAAUGACAAACAAAGUAAUAACAAUGAGUUGAUCUAUUGCAUGGAAGGUGCUGCGAAUGACACCGGCUCAAUCAUACAAUGGGCCAUGAAUUUUGGCUUAUUCGAAGAUCCAUCAAAAUCAGCCGAAAUUGCGAAUUCCGUUGACGACACAGAAGAUGUUUAUUUUGUACCUGCAUUUAGUGGCUUGGGCGCUCCAAUAAAUGAUCAUCAGGCGGCUUCUGGUUUAAUUGGGAUUCGGCCGUCAACAAAAAAUGCACAUAUAGUCCGUGCUAUCCUCGAAAGUAUUGCGUUUCGUUUGAAUCAACUGUACGCAUGCACCAUUACAGAGACGAAUUUCAAGUUUUCUGUUAUUCGUGUUGAUGGUGGUGUCUCUAAAAAUGAUUUCAUUUGUCAAUUGCUAGCCGAUUUGACCAAAUUGAAAGUUGAGCGCGCAUAUGAUUCCGAAUUAAGUGCAUUGGGUGCUGGUUUUCUGGCUGGUCUUCGGGUGGGCAUUUGGAAAACGCGAGAUGAGCUCGUUAAACUGCGUAAAAUUGAACGUGUAUUCGUGCCGAAUGAAAGUCUACACGAUCGAAUUAUGAUUAAAAUGAAAAAUUGGGAAAGGGCUGUGAAUCGGUUCAAGGGAUGGUAUCAACAAUAGCAAUAUUAAAUUAAAUUAGAUCAUAAAAUCAAUUCAUACACGAAAUAUCAAUAAACAAAGUAUUUUUGUACAUGAAACAUCCACGAAUUGAAA
Messenger RNA from Contarinia nasturtii (swede midge), 2827 nucleotides. RefSeq names its product putative glycerol kinase 5. The transcript is spliced from 9 exons. Bases 1142 to 2734 code for a protein of 530 amino acids. Gene Ontology annotation, molecular function: glycerol kinase activity. The record is from RefSeq and is a predicted model, not a curated record. Gene Ontology annotation, biological process: glycerol metabolic process; triglyceride metabolic process; glycerol-3-phosphate biosynthetic process. NCBI's taxonomy places the organism in Eukaryota, Metazoa, Arthropoda, Insecta, Diptera, Cecidomyiidae. Gene Ontology annotation, cellular component: mitochondrion.